This is a messenger RNA of Ornithodoros turicata, 2824 nucleotides long. RefSeq lists its product as uncharacterized. The coding region runs from base 10 to 2364 and encodes 784 amino acids. NCBI's taxonomy places the organism in Eukaryota, Metazoa, Arthropoda, Arachnida, Ixodida, Argasidae. The record is from RefSeq and is a predicted model, not a curated record. The transcript has 2 exons.
GAUUUCGUCAUGUCAACGCUGCAAACCUUCCAAGAAGACGAAACACAAACAAACGAACUCACUUCUUCAACAACUUCCCACGACCCGGACAGAGGUGAUCUCUAUUCGAAUUUCGAGAGCGAGGACACAGGAUUAAGUGAUGACAGUUCGCAAGACUCAUCUUCGAGCGACGGGAACAUCAGAACGUCGGAACUCGAUGAGAUGUUGGGCAGAAAUAGUGAUCUGGACGAGCCACUCUACGCAGGAUCAAAGCUGUCACGAUCUCAAAGCUUGGUUAUGGUGAUGGCACACAGCCCAAGACAUCAUGCAUCAAAGGAAGCGACAGAAAGCCUACUGAAAGUGCUUGAUGCACACCUACCUCAAGGAACAAGCUUUCCAAACACAAAGUUUUUAUUUUUCAAGAACUCUUCUUCACUGUCGGAAUGUAGACGGACAGCACACACAUACUGUCCCGAAUGCUUGGAGUACCUGACUGCAGAACCCUCUACAACUUCGAGUGUGCAGUGCCCCCAGUGCAAUUCAACACACAGUGUGACGAGCCUCUUGCAGUCAGGCUCCUUCUUCUUCACCCUGGACAUCGACACGCAGAUAAAGCAGUUGCUAACAAGUGGGAAGCUGUUGCAAAGCCGUCUUUGUCGUUCCUAUGAUGUUGGCGAUAUAAGUCAGAGUGCAGCAUAUAGCAGGUUACCCAUAACAAGUGAUGAUAUAUCAGUGACAUGGAACACUGAUGGUGUUCCUUUAUUUGAGUCUUCGGGACACAGUGUAUGGCCGUUGUUGCUGCAAGUAAACGAGCUUCCUUACAAGGACAGGGUACAGCAGUUGUUGCUUUUUGGGUUAUGGUUUGGUGCAAAGAAACCCAAAAUGAAUAGCUUCUUGAAGCCAUUUGCUCAAACUAUGAAUCGCCUUUCCUCGGAAGGUAUUGCUUGGACGACACAGACUGGAGAAAACAAGACAUGCCGUGUUUACCCGGGGCCGUGUACUGUGGACACUGUUGCUCGGUGUAUGGUGAUGAAUAUGAACCAAUUUAACGGUGCUCAUAGCUGCGCAUGGUGCGAGCACAGUGGUGAAGUAGUGGACAAGGGCAGAGGGCACACCCGUGUAUACGUCAUGCAAAGGCCUGCAGCAAGGCUCAGGACACAUGAACGUUUUGUGAAGCAUGCAAAACAGGCACAGGAGAGGGGUGUGCAUCGCCUUGGAGUGAAAGGUCCAAGUGUCCUUUUCUUUAUGACUUUUUUCAACUUCUGCAGCUCAUUCGUUGUGGACUACAUGCAUGCGGUCUGCAAUGGGUUUGCACGGGCAACUACAUUUCUCUGGUUCAGCCACAAGAAACGUUCUGCGUACAACAUUGGCAGCUACAUGUCACAGGUCGAUGAGCAACUUAGGAAGAUGACCCCGGUCUGGGAGAUGAGCAGGCUUCCAAGACCUCUAUCAGAAAUGAAGUUCUGGAAGGCAUCUGAGUGGCGGGACUGGGUGCUCUACUUUUCGCCGGUUGUUUUGAAAGAGUAUCUUCCAAAGACUUAUUACAAAAACUGGACGAAGUUUGUGCAGAUAAUGCACUUCUGCCUACAAUCUCAUGUCCCAGUGGACAAAAUUGGUUAUGUCAAAAAGGCCAUGGAAGAAUUUUUGGAGGAAUACGAACAGCUGUACGGAAUCCAUAACAUGACAUACAAUGCCCAUAUACUCCUCCACAUGGUAGACCAUGUGAAAGAGUGGGGACCUCUUUGGGGGUUUUCGGCAUACCCAUUUGAAUCAAUUAAUGGGAAGUUGGUACGAUUUGUAAACGGGACAAGGUAUGCCCAUUCACAGAUUGUGGAGAAGUUCUGCAUCUUGCAGAACAUUCCACAAAUCCUUUCUACAACCUCGCCUUGGCAACAUGAUGACCUCAAGCUUUUUGUCAGAUCGUUGUUGAAGGGGUACAACAUGAGAAAGGCAAGUUCAAAGUGUGGCAGCAUAUACCUUUUUGGGAAAGGAAGAAAAGAAGAUGGUAUUAUGAAGUACAAGAAAGCAACGGUUGGAUCCUUUACUUAUUGUGUAGAUUUGAUGGACAAGUCGCGGCGGAAAAAUUCUUUCGUCUCAACUGGUGCAGACUCAUUUGGGCAAAUCACUGAUAUUUUCACAACCUGCACCGAUCAUCCAUGUACAGUGAAUGCUCAUGUGUGCUUCAGACUCAGAAAACUGUAUGUUUUGAACAGUAUGUUAUCUUGCAUUGCUGGCAGCAAUUCAGUUCAUUUUGCAUCUGUUCAGGAAGCAAAUGCAUAUGUCACUGUCAGUGCACUGGACGUAAGGAAAUGUAUUGUACUGUCUUGCUCAGGACAAAUGGUUUUAUCGAUGAUCCCAGAGGAGUAUGUCUUGGAGUCUGUAUAACAAAUCGCUCAUUUUCUUUUACUGUGAUACUGUUGAACAUUGCCCUUUGACGAAAUAAAAUGCACCUAGGACUGAUGGCAAAAAGCCAGAGACAGAGCAAUGCAAAGUAAAUGUCACAAAGAUCACAAUUAUCCUGUUUUCUUUUUGUUGCCCUGUCUCUUGCUUUUUGGCAACAGAUUUUUUUUUCUUUUUCUUUUUUUCAAAGGUUGCUUCAAUACAAACUUCCUGGCUAGGAUUUGCAUUCAUGUAACAUAGUGCACGGCAUCACACAACUGAUUGGCGGAUGACCUUUCUUUUUGAUGCUACGGUGAUGCUACCGGCAAAUCGUAUCAUUGCUCCAUGUGAUGAAAUAAACUCUUGCCAAUUUGUUUUUUUCGAAAGGAACCCAACUUAUUGGUGGCUGACCUUCUUUCUUUUUGAGACUACAGUGAUGCUACCGGCAAAUCGUGUCAUUGCUCCA